Messenger RNA from Scheffersomyces coipomensis, 2214 nucleotides. It is a transcript of the gene EDC3, whose product is annotated as Edc3p. Gene Ontology annotation, biological process: P-body assembly; deadenylation-independent decapping of nuclear-transcribed mRNA. The transcript has a single exon. Gene Ontology annotation, molecular function: mRNA binding. Gene Ontology annotation, cellular component: P-body. Bases 459 to 2084 code for a protein of 541 amino acids. NCBI's taxonomy places the organism in Eukaryota, Fungi, Ascomycota, Pichiomycetes, Serinales, Debaryomycetaceae. The record is from RefSeq and is a predicted model, not a curated record.
UGAUUAUACCGGGUUAUUAAUGGCAUAUGAAUGAAGGUUAUAAGGUAUGUAGUUGAGUAGAAUAUGUAGGCUGAGUGGUAAGUGAUGUAAUGAUAACCAAAUAAGGGAAAGCAAUAGAGGAAGUGUGAUAUUUAUAGUUGAUCUGUACCAUACAUUGUACACUUAUCUAUCUAUCUAUGGUAUAUACGUCAAUUUUAUCCAUAACUAUACUAAAUUGAAUGGUAACUUAAUAGUGAUAAUUGUAGAUACAGAUUACACCUAACUAUACUCUACAACGCAUCAGACCUUUCCCUUUUAACCCAUGUAAGGUCAUCCACUGUAACAAAUUUUUGCACUCAUUUCCAGUUACCAAACCUGCCACCAACGAAAAAUUGAGUAUCAAAAAAUUUCUGCUUAAACUCUGGAGACGACUACAAUUGAUCCCUGUUCAUUAUAUAUCCUUUCAUUAUAUCACCACAAUGACAGACUAUCUCAACUAUAAGGUCAAUCUAACAUUGAAAGAUGGUAGCAAACCAACUGGUGUCAUCACUCAUGUUGAUAAAAAUGGUAUCACUCUUGGUAAUGUUCUUGAUCAUCAACAACAAUCGAUACCAAAUAUUGAUAUCUUAAGUAAUCAAAUAUCUGAUUUGAAAGUGAUCCAAUUACCUCCUGAAUUGUAUAGAUCGACUAAAAAGAACAAUGGUAAUAAGAAAUCAAGACAAUCGAACAACAUCAAUCCAUUGGAUGAUGCUAUUAUAUUCUCAUCAAAAGAUAGUGAUUCUGAUCAAACUCCAAAAUCAACUAUCAAUAGAUCAAAUACUCCAAAAUUAAAAUCUCAAAAAGGUUCAUACCACAAUCAAGAAAAUGAUCCUGAUUGGAAUGGUGAAGGUGAUGGUAAUGUCAAAUCCUUAACUGAAUUUGAUUUUGCGGCCAGUAAUAAAAUGUUUGAUAAAUCAACCGUAUUUGCUGAUUUUAAAAAGAAAGAUACUAUAAACCCUCAUGAUAGAUUAGUAGGUCAUAAUAAACUUGAAAAUGUUUUGAAAUCAGCUGCUUCGAAAUCAAAGAAGGAUAAAUAUGAAAUUGAUGAAAUGGUUCUUGAUUCAAAUAAAAAGGAUAAUUGGGAUAAUAUUGGUAAUACUAGUUCAAGAAGACAAUCUAAAUUUGAAAGAUCAAAAUCUCCUAAUCCUGCUAAAGAUAAUACAGUAUCCCAUACUAAUCUUAAACUUGUCGAUUCAUUAUCUUUAAAUCCAAUUAAUCUUGCUUCUCCAGUUCAAUUAUUAGAAGUUGAAAGAUUAAGUUCAAUCUCUUAUGGUAUUACUCCAUCUAUAACUUCAGAAAUUGCCGCCUCAAACUUAUCUCAAUUAAUAACUAAUACCAUCUUAGGUGGUUCAACUCGUUUAAGUAAUAAAAAGAAUCAUAAUUUACCUCCUUUAGUCCUUUUAUUAAUUGGAUCAUCAAGAGUUGGAAGUCGUGCCUUUGCAACCGGUCGUCAUUUAACUAAUCAUGGAGUUAGAGUAUUAGCCUAUGUUAUUAAUGAUGAAAUAACAGAUGAAGAUCAACCUGAAGAAGAUUCAACCAAAGAACUUUUAUUACAAUGGAAUCUUUUCGAACAUACCGGUGGAAAAAUCAUUACUAGUGAUUUCACUGAUCUUUUGGAUAUUAUAAAUAAUCAAUUAGAUACUCCUGUUGAAUUAAUCAUCGAUGCAUUACAAGGUUAUGAUGAUCAUUUAGAAGAUUUAUUCUAUGCUGAAAAUGAUACCAACAAUCUUAAUCAUCUUAUAAAAUGGUGUCAUGAAUCAUACCAACAAUCAAGAAUAAUGUCCUUAGAAAUCCCCUCCGGUAUAGAUGGUGGAUCAGGUACUCUCACCAACGAAGCAUGGAGUAUCACAUGUCAUUGGUGUAUUUCAUUCGGUAUACCUGUUACAGGAUUAUUAUUAGCUUAUAAAAAUGGUCAAUUGGAUGUUGAAAAUGAUGAUAUUUCGCAUUAUCUUAUUGAUAUCGGUAUUCCGAAUAAAGUAUAUAAUUCCAAGAGUAAUCUUAGAAAGUUUGAUAAGUUCUGGUAUAGUGCUGAUUCAAUUAUCAAACUUGAUAUCACUGAUGUAUAAAACCUUGUGUAUAAAAUUGAAUUUAAUUAAUUGUAAACUAGCAUCCAUAUAUAUAUAUAAUUAGACAUGGUUGGUAAUUUUGGCCAUGAUCCCGCGUAGUUUUGAGCACUAACUGUCUUUUUUUUUUCAA